Molecule: messenger RNA, 365 nt
Organism: Cyprinodon variegatus (sheepshead minnow)
Lineage: Eukaryota; Metazoa; Chordata; Actinopteri; Cyprinodontiformes; Cyprinodontidae
Product: polyribonucleotide nucleotidyltransferase 1, mitochondrial-like
Exons: 5
Coding region: 96-347 (83 amino acids)
Biological process (GO): mitochondrial RNA 3'-end processing; mitochondrial mRNA catabolic process
Cellular component (GO): cytosol; mitochondrion
Molecular function (GO): 3'-5'-RNA exonuclease activity; polyribonucleotide nucleotidyltransferase activity; RNA binding
Source: RefSeq, a predicted model, not a curated record
AGGUGCUGUGCAGCGUUACAUUUGACUCCCUGGAGUCCAGCAUCAAGACGGACAUCAUCACUACCGCUCUGAGUGGCAUCAAAGACAAAAAUUUCAUGCUUCAUUAUGAGUUCCCUCCUUAUGCAACGAAUGAGACUGGAAAGAUGGGAGGGCUCAACAGGAGAGAGCUUGGACAUGGAGCUUUGGCUGAAAAAGCUCUGAGACCCAUCAUUCCUAAAGACUUCCCUUUCACCAUCCGGGUCACUGCCGAGGUGCUGGAGUCAAACGGAUCAUCCUCAAUGGCUUCAGCAUGUGGAGGCAGCCUGGCUCUUAUGGAUGCAGGUACAAACGUGGAGAAAUCUAUUUAGCCACAGAUGCAAUGUUGG